Hydractinia symbiolongicarpus is the source of this 1557-nucleotide messenger RNA. RefSeq lists its product as uncharacterized. The record is from RefSeq and is a predicted model, not a curated record. Bases 792 to 1244 code for a protein of 150 amino acids. The transcript is spliced from 3 exons. NCBI's taxonomy places the organism in Eukaryota, Metazoa, Cnidaria, Hydrozoa, Anthoathecata, Hydractiniidae.
CAAUAUCACAUCCGAGACAGUAAUUAUACCGAAAAAAACUAUUCUACUCAAUACUUAUUAACGCAUACUUCUUCGGUGUCUUUUUAAUUAGAGCCCAAUUACUUGGGAGGUCACUACAUAUUUCAUUUAAUUUUUUGUAAAAUAACUUCCUACUAGAUGUGUUUAAAAUGAAAACGGCUAAAAAUAUUUUGAUAUCGUCAUUGCUAUGUGCUAUAAAAUUUAUUAGAACUGAUAACAACAAUAAAUGAAAAUAACGAAAGAGCGCAAAAGUGGUUUUUAGAAUGUGUCAUGGACAAUAAUUUGCAAACUUACAUAACAAUCAAUUAGAGCUACUAACAUUUAACCUAAUCUUACUUACUGAUUUUAUCACCCGAUUUAGAUUGUUUGCAUGUCGUCAAAGUUACAUAACCCGCAACCAAGGUGGGAUUAUAUUUCUGGCAGUCGGAAAAUUUAUUAUUUUAGAUGACACAUCGAUUUCCAAUUACUUUCCUCUUUAAGACUUCUUGUAUUUUUGCACCUAAAAAAUUAAAUUUAAAUUGCUAUAUUGACACAAAAAACCACUAAUUACUUUAUUUGUCUCGAAAAAAGUUAAAAAAAUACUAUAAAAGGCAAAUGGUAAAAAGUAUAUUCACAAUCGCUGUAAAGAGGGUAGAGUAAACAAAUAGGAUUUGAAAUAUUUUCUAUUUCCGCAAGUAACGAUUGACAAGAAGGAAAGACAAGAUAUUCUCUUAUCUAAUUUUUCAUCACAUCAUUUCUUUAAAGCAACAAUAACGCAAAUUACAAUAUCAAUCAUGAAUAAAGUUGGUUUAUGGAUCUGCUCUGUACUGCUAUGUUUUGCGUCAGUGUCAUAUGGACAAACUCUUAAUUGCACCAACAUUCCAGAUGUCCCAACAAAACCACAAGAUGGUGAAAUUACUGCAAUACUGUCAAGCGCAAAUGAAAAUAUCGUAGUUUGCAACAACAUUAUACCACACCUGAAUCCUUUCAUUGCAAGUCUCAAGUUAUCGGGUGUAGAACAACUAAUUAAUCAAACAUGUAAGUUAAUAGAUGAUCUCAACGCUCGUCUUGAAAUUAUCAAUCGACGACUUGAUUGUGGACUUGUGUCGAGCGUACAAGAAGCUCGAAAUUUGAAUCAAAUGCUGGGCAACGAUCAAGUUUCAAAGAGAGUAUUGAACGGCGUGAAAGCCAGACUUCUUGUUAUCAAGAAUCGUCUUCAAGCUAUUAUUACACCUGCAGUUCCCUGAAUUUAAUAAUUUGUAAUUUUGUUUACAUUUAACUCUUUGUCUUGUAGUAUAAAGGAAAUAAAUCUGUUCUCUGUAGAGGUUGUUGUUUUUUCUUAUUUUACUUUCUUUUUAAAAAAAAAGUUUUUAAGCCGUUUUUUAAAAGGUUAAAAUCGCUAAAUGAAAGUCACGGCCAUUAAAAUUGCAUUGACUUAAGGUUAUGACAAUAGAAGAUCAUCAUUUUAAUUAGUUAUUACCUAAGGUUGAAUAUUUUAACAUCGUUAUGUAGUUUUCGCGACAUUGUAGUAGUUGGUUGUAAUCAAGUGAAUAUUCUAUA